This is a messenger RNA of Brassica rapa (field mustard), 1255 nucleotides long. Its product is annotated as transcription factor MYB1R1. The record is from RefSeq and is a predicted model, not a curated record. Gene Ontology annotation, molecular function: DNA binding. Lineage: Eukaryota; Viridiplantae; Streptophyta; Magnoliopsida; Brassicales; Brassicaceae. Gene Ontology annotation, biological process: response to gibberellin; response to ethylene.
AAGCCACGUGUCACGUGGACGUUUAUAAAAAUAUAAGCACAAGAAGAAAGAGCUCAGAUCCACUCACACCUCGUCUCCACCGUUCUAAAAGCGAUUGAAAGGGUUAACAAAAAUCCAAAACAGACGCAAGGGCAUAACCGGAAAAUCACUAAAAUGGCCGCCGUCAGUAGCUCAUCAGAAACCGGAGGCGGUGCCGCCGGGAAGGGAGAGAUCAUGUUGUUCGGAGUCAGAGUCGUCGUUGAUCCGAUGAGAAAGUGCGUGAGUCUAAACAAUCUGUCUGACUACGACAAGUCUUCACCGGAGGAAGAGAACGAACCGGAUGCGAUAACCGCCGCAGGUUACGCCUCCGCCAAUGACGCCGUCCAGAUUACACCCUCCACCGUCGGGAAUCGCGAGAGGAAACGAGGAGUAGCGUGGACGGAGAGUGAGCACAAGAGGUUCUUGCUUGGUCUGCAGAGAGUAGGGAAAGGAGAUUGGAAAGGGAUAUCGAGAGACUUUGUCAAGACCAGGACGCCUACUCAAGUUGCUAGCCACGCUCAGAAGUACUUCCUCCGGAGAACCAAUCUCAACCGUCGCCGACGAAGAUCUAGCCUUUUCGAUAUCACAACCGAUACGGUCACAGGAAUGCACAUGGAGCAAGAUCAUGCUCAGGAAAACUCAUCACUGCCUGAAACUAACAUCAGCUCUGGACAUCAAGUUAUGCAAGUUUUUCCGACAAGAACUGAGGAGAAUGCACCACAGACAUUUCAUCCCAACGAUUUAUCCUCAAAUCGUGUCCAUCCGGUUCCAGUAACCUUCCAAGCAAAUCCUGCUUUCAAUCUAAACACAGAUGCUGCUCCGGUUUCUCUUAACCUGUCUCUGUCCUUUAACCUCAACGAACCAUCCAACUCGAGACGUUCGGCUUUCACGAUGAUGCCAAGCUUCAGCGAUGGAGAUAGCAAUAGCAACACCAUUAGAGUUGCUUAGACUUAAAAAGCAAGGUGAAUCUUUAAGACCUUGCUUCUUUCUUUUGUUUCUCUGUUCUAGUAGUACAUACUAGGUCUAAACCCUUAGUCUUGUUUUUGAUGUUACUAUGUCAAAAACUGUUAUGUAUUCUUGUCUGAAAAAGAAUAAUCAGGGGAUAAAAAGAAACAUGGACGAACUGUGUGUGUUUAUUGUUUGUAAAAAACUCUGUCCUCUGUGUUUUGUUUUGUGGUAAGCUAAAACAAGUCGUGAUUGUCAUGUGCCCCAUUCUCAAUGGGGCCUUUUUUCUAUA